AUGACUUAUAUAGACUGUAGGUAUGGUCUUGAGCAGCUCCAAGGAGGGGCUGACUUUUGGCAGGGUUUCUCAGGGGCAGAAUGUGAAGAGGCAGCUCCAGGGGAGGGGAUGCUAUCUGGUGCACUGAGGGUGGAGUUUGGAGAGGGCAGCUCAAGGGGAGGUGCUGCUGGGGUGUCUGGAAUCCUCUCCACCCGCAGCUGGAGAUUCCACAUAGGCACCACUUCAACUUCUCCUGUGUUCAAAAAAGGAGAAAACAACGGUCGUGCCAAAAAGGGCCGCGGCCAUGUGCAGUCAAUUCGCAGCACUAACUGCACCCGCUGUGUGCCCAAGGACAAGGCCAUUAAGAAGUUCGUCAUUCGGAACAUCGUAGAGGCGGCUGCCAUCAGGGACAUAUCCGAAGCAAGUGUCUCCGACGCUUAUGUGCUCCCCAAACUCUAUGUCAAGCUGCAUUACUGUGUGAGCUGUGCUAUUCAUAGCAAGGUGGUCAGGAAUCGAUCUCAGGAAGCUCGGAAGGACCGAACACCCCCACCACGAUUUAGACCUGCUGGUGCUGCACCACGACCCCCACCAAAGCCCAUGUAAAGUCGCUUCAUAGAGACAGAAGAAAACACCUUGGAAAAAUAAAAUGGGACUU
Molecule: messenger RNA, 634 nt
Organism: Arvicola amphibius (Eurasian water vole)
Lineage: Eukaryota; Metazoa; Chordata; Mammalia; Rodentia; Cricetidae
Product: 40S ribosomal protein S26-like
Exons: 2
Coding region: 1-582 (193 amino acids)
Biological process (GO): translation
Cellular component (GO): cytosolic small ribosomal subunit; ribosome
Molecular function (GO): structural constituent of ribosome; mRNA binding
Source: RefSeq, a predicted model, not a curated record